This is a messenger RNA of Symbiodinium sp. CCMP2592, 915 nucleotides long. The record is from the annotation of a GenBank genome assembly. NCBI's taxonomy places the organism in Eukaryota, Dinophyceae, Suessiales, Symbiodiniaceae.
AUGUGGAUGACCAUCCAGCAACCCAACCGAGAGGUGCCAGAGAGAUAUGUACACAAGCCGGACUUGCUGCAGGAGGAACUGGCUUCUUUGCGUGAAGGGCUUCUGCGCGAGUUCCGGCAGAUGAUGGCCGAGCAGAUGCGCGACAUUCGCUUGCUGGUUGCCGGUAUCAACAACAAGGACGAACCUGCGAUCCAGCCGCCGACAACUUCUUGGAUGACUUCUUCCCAUGACGUCUAUGAUGCUCAGGAUCAGUCGGAUUUGCUUUCAGAGUCUGACAUCCCGCAAUUCGAUAUUCACGUCGAGUACGAAGGCUUCACUUGGUCACAGGUUGCCUGGGACAGUAUAGAGAACAGCCAGGAGCAUGAAGAGUUUGACGACAGCUGCAUGGAGGUUGCGUGGGAGAACAUGGAGCCCCGCACACCACGGAGACUGACGAAGGUGUUGGAGCAAGGCAUCUUGACUCCAGAGAAGCUUGCCAAGCCCAGACUGGCGGGGCCAUGGACAGUUUUUCAGGAUAGCGACGAUCACAAGGUGCACGUGGGAGCUGACAAGGCAGAGAACAAGCAAAUCGCCUCUUUGCAGAAGAUGCCGAUCAUGCUGUUGGCACAUAUCCGGCAGUUUGACGAGGUUAAUGAUGUCCGCCGGGCAUUUGACAUGACGGACAGCGCUAUGCUUCAGGCAUCCAUUGCCAGCAAAGUGCUGGAUGGAUGGUUCACAAGCUGUUGCGGCGUGCUGCAGCCCCGUUUAGGAGGGAGCAAUUGGGGCGAAUUACCUUUGUACACGCGGGUCUUUCAAGGAACGGAUCGCGGCCACACAGACACUGAGAAUGUCUUGCAAGAGUUUUGGCACAACUGGCAUGAAGACAAGAACUUUGACCCCAGCUCGCGCCUUGCCGUGCGGUGCGAGUAUGUCUAG